Molecule: messenger RNA, 606 nt
Organism: Radiomyces spectabilis
Lineage: Eukaryota; Fungi; Mucoromycota; Mucoromycetes; Mucorales; Radiomycetaceae
Exons: 1
Coding region: 31-606 (191 amino acids)
Source: RefSeq, a predicted model, not a curated record
GUCAAGCACCUCUAUUAAGUUUGUUUUAACAUGAGUAUCAAGUGGCGCGAAGACCGUAAUGCUACAAGCUACAGCUUUGAUAUUUACUACAAGGACGAUGAUCUCGCCUAUUGGGUCCAUUGUAACGAAUGCUGCCUAGGCAGCUCGGCAUUGACCUCUGACCACGUACUCUGGCAGGAGUAUCUGAUGCAGUGCAAGCAAUAUAUGCUGUUGUCCUAUUGCAAGCAUCCAAGCGGCGUGGAAAUUUUAACGUUCCCUUGCAGUGCACCUGAAGAGUUUUCCGCCCACAAGAACUUGGUCAGGAUCCCUCGGAAUCUCGCUCUGGCGUCAAGCCAUCCCCCCGAAGAGGCGGCCUCCCCUGCAUCUAGCACCUCAUCUUCAGUUAUUGCUCAGCAACCAGGGCAACAAACGGGUCAGCCAACGGGUCCGUCAUCUACCUCUUCCUCAUCGUCGGAAGCUGUCAAUGCCCCUUCACCUAUUUCUCAAAAUCCCCGCCCCGACAACGCUUCAUCCACUCUUGCUCCAUUCAAUUAUAUGUCUACUUUAUUCAUUGUAGCCCUUCUUCUUGUUUUUUUCCGAUCCAUCGACCAUUCUUUGCGUCGUUAA